AUGGUGUACAAGAAGAGGCUGAAGCGUUUGAGCAGCUUGAAAAAAGAGAAAGCUAAGGGGGAACCCACUGGUUUUAGCUACCUGGAGAAGGUUUUAGAGAAAAUAGAGCCAAAGUCUACUCAGAACACAAUGAAGAAAAAGAAGCCCUAUGCUGUGGCUUCCAUUUCCUCUAUUGAGAAACUGAAGCAGGAGCGGAUUGAUUUGAAAUGGCAAGCACGAGAAGAGAAGCAGCUGGCAGACUGUUAUGCCCAACAAAUAAAAGAACUGGAAGAGAAGUUUCAGAAAAAAGUUGGAGAAAUUGGCCAAAUUCAAUUAGAACUGAAAUUAAUAAAGGAGUUCCACAGGGAGAAAGCAGCUAUGGAGAAAGAGCUGGAAGAUUUAAAAGAGAGUAUGGAGAUUUCAAAUAGGAGACAUCAAGAAGUGGUUGUGAGAUUGGAGAGGAGGUUUCUUGAAGAAAAGAAAAGACUGGAAGAUGAUGUUGAGAAAAAGCAAAUAAUGAUGGCAGAGACUGCCCAGCGUGAGGCUGUUUUGCAGCUGAACAGCACUGGGAGAGAGGUGUUUAAGAAUGUUCGUCUUCACGGUGCAUUUGCUUACCAGCUGAAAGAGAUAAUGGAAUUGCAGAAAAUCAAACAGAAGUUAGAAGAGGACAAAACUCUUCUGUUACAGGAGAAGGAAACCAAUGAGGGUUUGAUUCGAAAAAAGGUCCUACAGAUCAAUCGCCAGAAAGCACAGAUUGGAGAUCUGCAGCGUAAAGUGGAAAAGCUGGAGAUGGCCUUAUGUCGCAUGACCAGAGAAUCUGUGAGAGAGUCUCAGAAAACACAGCAUCAGGCACUGAUAGAAAACCAGGCAAGCAUGGUGGAGAUCAAGAAACUGCAGCAACUACUAGAAAUGAAGGAUCGGGAGAUGAACCGAGUGAAGAAACUAGCCCGGAAUAUCUUAAAUGAGAGGACUGAGGUGGAAAGGUUCUUCCUAGAUGCUCUGGAACAUGUGAAGCAGGAGAUCAUAUCCAGCAGAAAGCACUAUAAGAAAAAGGCCCAAACUGCCUAUUACAGAAAAAUGAUGGAGGCUUGCGCAGGGAAGGAAGAAUUUCCCAAAAUCAAAACAUUCAAAAGCAACAUAAAUAGCACAAAUAGUGUGUACAGAGACCUAGAGGAAGCAGGGAAAUGCUACUGGGAAAAAAUCCAGUUCGAAAAAGUGGAUAUCAGUGAGUUGACAUGGGAACAAAAAGAACGUGUUCUGCGAUUGCUUUUUGCCAAAAUGAAUGGCACAAAUCCAUGGUAAUAUUCUAGAAUUUUGGCUACUUCAGCUCCAGCUCCUGACGAUACUAAAGAAGAAAGGAAAAUCGGCACAGAAAAUACUUCUCCCAACCUAAUAUUCAUUACACAGCAGGCCGAAUUAUCAGAUUCAUCAUCUUCUGCAGUAAUCCUUCCGCACAUUCAGAUGUUAACACUGCAGACAGAGUAAGGCAGCUGUACACGUUGCAUGAACGACAGCCACAGCAAUUACCAACUCAUCUGCACUUUUUAUUUGGGAAGGUGUCUUGUGAGCAAAGCUGCGCAUUCUAAAUCCCCUGCCUGCUGCACUGCUGCUUUGACUACGCGUUUGAAAUCCAUCUGCAAUGUAGUUAUUUUCCUCCUCCUUAAAGUAAAGAUUUUAUUCUUUCCCAAGCCAGGAGCUCGGAUGACCCUGUACAAAGCACUAGGAUUUGGACUAGUGGUUAGAAGUCUCUAUAUACGUUGCUAUAAUUUGAUGAAGAUAUAUUUUCAGUUUGUAAUAGAGUAAUUUACACGAAGCUUAAGAGUUUUUGUGAUCGAAUGAUGUGUAUGUGGAAACAGAAACAAGGCAUUCCCUGAAAUGCUGUAUGAGGAAAUUGGUACAGAGGUCCCUGAAAUACUGUAAAAGGCAGACGUAUACAUGGAUUACAGGAGUCACAGAUCAGCCUCUGCAAAGAGGGGAAUAGUCAACAUCACACCUAUGUAAUGUCUUGCCAAGGAACAGUCGUAUUCUGCAGAAAUGUAUUAGCACGUUUUUAAUUCGUAAUCAAAUUGCGAGGUGAGAAUUUCCCUCUCGGGUAUAGCAGAGGAAAAAAACCAAGAUAUAAACAUUAGUGAAUGCACAGCAAUUGCACUAAUACAUAACUGUCAGUUACAAGGCAUCUUCACCAGAAGGCAGGAUACGAAGUGUUCACAUUCAGGUUGUUUAAUUAGAACAAGUAAUGGUUACAAUCAUUAGAAUAAUAUUAUUUUCCAUGGGUGCUUGAAUGAGUUCCCUGCAGAUCCCUCAUGGCUGCAUCAUCUUCCAGGAACCAGGAAUAAAAAUACAGGCUCUCCAGCUCCAAAUGCACAGAUUCUUAAAAACAGGGUAUAGCAAGUCUUACCCUUCUCUAGUAAUGGGACGUGCAGUCCCUAGAGAAUAUGACUGUGUUUGAGCGAGUGUGACAAGGAGUCAAUCAAUCAACACAAGAAAUACAGCUAUAGUCAGGAAAAGAAACCAAGAGAACAGGCCUGGCUGCUUUGUGAUU
Pygoscelis adeliae (Adelie penguin) is the source of this 2521-nucleotide messenger RNA. RefSeq names its product coiled-coil domain containing 176 (gene BBOF1). The record is from RefSeq and is a predicted model, not a curated record. The transcript is spliced from 11 exons. Lineage: Eukaryota; Metazoa; Chordata; Aves; Sphenisciformes; Spheniscidae.